Messenger RNA from Cylicocyclus nassatus, 2586 nucleotides. The record is from the annotation of a GenBank genome assembly. Lineage: Eukaryota; Metazoa; Nematoda; Chromadorea; Rhabditida; Strongylidae.
AUGAUACUCCCUUCAUCCUUUACCUAUGCUCAAGACUCAAAGCCUAUCAAAGCAGGCUUCUUCGUCAGCAAUUCUCCCUUGAUGACACAUGAUGAAAAUUUCAAAAAUAAGUCUGGCUACGCUUAUGAAUAUCUUCAGGUUCUAAGGGAUUAUACUGGCUGGAAAUACGAAUAUGUGUAUGAUGAUUUCCCUGCACUUUAUCAACAGCUGCUUCGUGGAGAAAUAGAUUUGCUUGUAGAUGUUUCUCGCACUCCAGAAAGAGAACAACAACUGUUAUUUCCAAACCAGGCAAUGGGACGUGAAGUAUAUUGCCUUUACGUUAAUAAUAAUUACUCUGAUAUAACAUCUGAUAAUGUACUUUCUACUAUAAAUGGCAAAACCAUCGCCGUAACUCCAAAUACCGUACAAAAAAACAUGCUGAUAAAGUGGUUGGCAGAUAAUAAUUUGUCCUGUAAUAUCGUUGACUAUGCAAGCUCUAAGGAACGGGCUGAUGCUCUGUCUGAUGGCAAGGUCGAUGCUUUACUGGAGGUCAGAUUUUUCGCUGACAACUGCUGUCGUCCUGUCGCAGAAAUCGGCACUAGCCAAUAUUAUGUAGCAUUGGCUGCAGGAAGAGAAUACCUUUUAGCGCAGCUUAAUACUGCACAAGAAAAUUUGCGUCGCAUUGACCCGAAUUGGUAUGGAAAUCAUUUUAGCACUCACUUCCGAAAGCUUCUUGUAAGAACUGAACUGACACCAGAAGAAACGGCAUGGCUUGAUAAUCAUACUCGCAUUAUAUGUGGCAUAGAUAAAAAGACUUCUUUUUAUUUAAUGGAUGCUUUCAAAGAAAUAAUGUCUGGUCUAAUAUCUGCAUUAAAUUUACAGCAAAAAAUAGACCUGCAUUUUAUUACAUACGAGAACCACGCAGAAUUAUUAGCAGCUCUUGAUAGAGAAGAAAUACAUGUUGCUUUUCCACUUUACAAUCAUGCAGAGGCUGCUGACAAUAAUAAUUAUAGUGUAGUAGCUGAUACCAAUACCUAUAUCCUUGACUCCAUUCGCCUAAAAAAUAAUGACUCACCUAUAAAGCGAAUUGCAGUACCAAAAGGAAAGAUUGCCGCCAGCUAUGCUAAAGAGCAUUUCGCUGCUGAGAUUAUCGAAUGUGAUCCACCUUCGGACUGUCUGAAUCUCGUUGUAAGAGGCGAAGUUGAUAUGGCCAUCAUGCUGGAUAAUGGUGUUAAACCAUUAUUAAAGACGAAGUCAGAUUAUAAUAACCUGCAGAUAACUCAGCUAGGCAAGCCUAUUUCUAUUGGCUUCGGUGUACACAACGGUGAAAAUGGUCUUUUCAUGCUGCUGCGCCGUGGUGCUUCCCUGCUGGAUACAGAUUUUAUUCCUGAUACUAUUGCCAGUCACAAUGUAUUGCAGAAUGAAUACACCGCAUAUGAUUUUGUCCAUGAACAUAUCCGUAUUAUCCUGCUGGCUGUUGCUGCAAGUACCGCUGUAUUUAUGACACUAUUAUCCAUCAUAAAAAAGCAAAAAUUACAGAAAAAGCUUGCCAUUGAAAGAGAAAAAGAGCAGGAAAAAUAUUUCAAUAUCAUAAAAGCAUUGUCCAGUAAUUACUUUACCGUAUAUCUGGUAAAUGGCGAGCUUGACAAAGGUAUAUGCUAUCGUGUUCCAGAUAGUAUCAAUAUGCUUUAUGGUCUUGUGGAGGGCAAUGAAUAUCCGUACAGCACAACUAUAGAACGAUAUAUAUAUGAUUUUAUUAUCCCAUCCGAAGCUGAAGCUAUGCGUUCUUUCCUCACGCUUUCCAAUAUAAAAAAGCUAUUGGAUGACUCAGAACGCGUCUCCAAAAUUUAUACAUCAAGAUUUAAUGGUGAAGAACACUAUAUGCGUGUAACUGUAGCCAGAGCCGACAUAAACCAGAAGAAAAAUAAUUUUAUACUUGGUUUUGCUGAUGUAGACAAUAAGGUAAAAGCCGAGCUUGAACAGCAGAAGGAACUUCGCCGUGCUCUAAAACGUGCCGAAGCCGCAAGCAGAGCCAAGAGUACCUUCCUCUCCAACAUGUCUCACGAUAUGCGUACCCCAAUGAAUGCUAUUAUCGGCUUUACCAAUCUUGCUGCCGACUGUUUGGAUGAUAAGCAGCAAUUACAUGAUUACCUUACUAAAAUAAAUUCUUCCAGUACACAUCUGCUCAAUCUUAUAAACGAUAUUCUGGAUAUGAGCCGUAUCGAAAGUGGUAAGGUAACAAUAAAAGAAGAAAAGGUUAUGCUUUCUACUCUUAUUGACGAAUUAAAUAAUAUAUUGGAAACAGAUAUUGAUAAGAAACAGCUAACCUUUACAACUCAUACAGACGACCUUAUAAAUCCUUACGUUUACUGUGAUAAGCUACGAAUUACACAGAUACUUGUAAACUGCCUCAACAAUGCUGUUAAGUAUACUCCUAAUGGUGGUUCUAUCACCUUUACUGUAACAGAAAUUCCUACUGACGAGCCUGAAUAUUCUACUUAUCAGUUCGUUAUCAAGGAUAAUGGAAUUGGUAUGAGUGAAGAAUUCCUGAAGCAUAUUUUUGAGCCUUUUGAGCGUGAACGUACCUCUACCGUAUCUGGUAUACAG